AUGGGUCUUUUAUCCUUGAUCGCGGGCUUUGUAGCUCCCCUAUUCAUCAUAAUCUCCCCUAUAACCUCAUAUGCGGACCAGAUAUACUCCAUCCACCGCACAAAGUCCAGUGCUGGUUUCUCACUAGAUAUCCCAUUGAUUAUGCUGGUCGCCUCUCUGCUCCGAGUGUUUUACUACCCUGGUGCAAAAUUCGAUACCUCUCUCCUCAUACAAUCCUUUAUCAUGAUCGCUAUUCAAACUGUCCUCCUCAGAGUCGCGCUUGAUCAUCGGCCGUCACCCUCAUCUUCCGUCCCCUUUGCUGCUGGUAGAGACGGGGAUAUUGGUAUGAAGAGACCGUACAAUUUCUGGCAAUGGCGAUCUCCAAAACCAUACUGGCAAUUCCUCCUCUACCUCUUCAUCACUCUCGUCGCUUUUGAACUCGUCCUUUCCCCACUCCCAGGCCUAUACAAAAGCUACUCAUCCCUGAUUGGUUAUGUCGGACUCGGCAUUGAGGCAACGCUCCCCAUCCCCCAGAUCCUCUCGAACGCGCGUUCCCGCUCAUGUAAAGGCUUCCGUGUCUCUGUUCUGGCAAGCUGGAUCGCCGGUGAUGUUAUGAAAAUGUUCUGGUUCUUUACGGCCACGACUGAGAUUCCAUGGUCUUUUAAGCUGUGUGGUAUCUUCCAGAUGUGCUGCGAUUUCUUUCUGGGAGGGCAGUAUUUCGUUUACGGGAAUGGACCGGCAGCUGGGGCCGCGGUCAUCAAGGAACAUAUGAGUCCGGCGGUGGAGAUGAGGGGGAAUGGACAUGGAUUGGGAUUUGGAAAUGCGCUUGAUCUGGGGAGGAGAACGCCAGGAUUGGAAAAGGAAGGUAGAUUAGGGUAG
Messenger RNA from Amorphotheca resinae ATCC 22711, 858 nucleotides. RefSeq lists its product as hypothetical. The transcript is spliced from 3 exons. The coding region runs from base 1 to 858 and encodes 285 amino acids. Gene Ontology annotation, cellular component: trans-Golgi network; endosome. The record is from RefSeq and is a predicted model, not a curated record. Gene Ontology annotation, biological process: retrograde transport, endosome to Golgi; phospholipid translocation. Lineage: Eukaryota; Fungi; Ascomycota; Leotiomycetes; Helotiales; Amorphothecaceae.